UCGGCGGAAGAAAGAGAAUCUCUCGCGGACAAUUCUGAGCGACGUCCAUGACGAGUCCGUAACUACAAGCAGGGGACGCCUGCUCAGGAAACAAAAAAGGAGAAGAACAGGAAUACGGAUUUAAUCCGAGCCGUAGUCAGGUAGUGGUGGAAUUGAAGGGAAAAAUAUGGCAGAAUUAAGCAUGGGUAUGCUCAUAGAUAUUGUGGAUGAGGAAUGGAUGAGAGACACUCUGCCCGAUGAUGAUCUUCCCUUACCGCCUGUGUUGCUUGUUCGAAAUGAAGAUGUUGAAGAUUCGAAUCAGGGUACUCAACAAGCUGAUGGAGAUUCUUGGCAUGAUCUUGCUUUAAACACCCAGUGAAGUAAUACCGAGAGGCGGGUUGAUCCUUGAAAUGUUGUUUG
This is a messenger RNA of Rhodamnia argentea, 399 nucleotides long. Its product is annotated as anaphase-promoting complex subunit 13-like. The transcript has 4 exons. The record is from RefSeq and is a predicted model, not a curated record. Bases 167 to 358 code for a protein of 63 amino acids. Gene Ontology annotation, biological process: protein K11-linked ubiquitination. Lineage: Eukaryota; Viridiplantae; Streptophyta; Magnoliopsida; Myrtales; Myrtaceae. Gene Ontology annotation, cellular component: anaphase-promoting complex.